AUGCCAUACGCCGACGCUGAGACGCAGACGGUCUGGGCUGGCCUCACCAGGAUGGAUGUUCGUCCUGACAUCCUCUUCACUGCCCCCGACACGACCACUCCGCCCGCCGAGAUGAUAACAGACAAGCUGCAGGGCCUGGACAAUGUCAUCACCGGCGCCCAGCUGGGUACCCUCGAUCCCAACAGCUCCUCGUUCCAGACGCUGCUUGCGAGGCGACACAAGCGCCCUGACAUGCCCACGCGCAUCUCCCUGCCCACGUCCGAUCUCGACGACGAAGUCUUCCCAUCCCCUCCUCCGACCCAUGCUCUGCUCUCCCCGCUACCCGAAGCCAAUAAGCGCUUCGCCGGUCACACUCCGCUGAUUCCACGCGCCCUGUCUCCGGUCCAGGACGAGCAACCCACGGUUCAAGAGCCGCCUGCUCACGAGGAAGAAGCACGGUUCGGUACACCACCAGAAGAUCAGCCCUUGAUAGGUCCGCUCAUGCUACCAACCAAUCCCGUCGAUGGCGCUAGCGACCACAUAGCACUGGACGUGCUCGAUGAUGUGCUCGACAAGGUUGCCAAGGACCAGGACAGGUUCAGCAAACUCAAAGACGCCCCCGAACCCGCCGCUCCCCCGGCCACCGCAGACAAUGCUGAAGAUGGCUUGCCACUGAGUCGCAAGGGAUCUGCCGAAUCUCGCAAUUCAUGCGCCACCGAAGUUGUCGACGGAGUCAGGCUCAAGAGUCCCCCGCUCAAUUUUGGAGUACCCAUUGGACAAGUAUAG
This is a messenger RNA of Alternaria burnsii, 765 nucleotides long. RefSeq lists its product as uncharacterized. The transcript has a single exon. The record is from RefSeq and is a predicted model, not a curated record. NCBI's taxonomy places the organism in Eukaryota, Fungi, Ascomycota, Dothideomycetes, Pleosporales, Pleosporaceae. Bases 1 to 765 code for a protein of 254 amino acids.